AUACAGAAGCACUGUGUCUACUCCUUUUUCCGGUCAUCUGCGUGCCAGGCAACAUGCCUCUUGCCAAGGAUUUGCUGCAUCCGUCACCAACGGAGGAGAAGAGGAAACACAAAUUGAAAAGACUUGUGCAACAUCCUAAUUCUUACUUCAUGGAUGUAAAAUGCCCAGGAUGUUUCAAGAUCACGACAGUAUUUAGUCAUGCGCAGAGUGUUGUAGUCUGUGCUGGCUGUUCGACAAUACUGUGUCAACCCACAGGAGGGAGGGCGAGAUUAACAGAAGGUUGUUCGUUUAGAAGAAAACAACACUAAGGCUGAAGAGGAUACUUCAAAUGCAGCCUCUUUCACUUUUCCAGAGUGUGAUGUUGUGUACAAAUGUUGGAUAUUUCAUGGAUUGUGUGAAUUUCUUUUAAUAAAGGCUAAUCAAAGGA
Molecule: messenger RNA, 427 nt
Organism: Schistocerca piceifrons (Central American locust)
Lineage: Eukaryota; Metazoa; Arthropoda; Insecta; Orthoptera; Acrididae
Gene: RpS27
Product: 40S ribosomal protein S27
Exons: 4
Coding region: 54-308 (84 amino acids)
Biological process (GO): ribosomal small subunit assembly; translation
Cellular component (GO): cytosolic small ribosomal subunit; ribosome
Molecular function (GO): structural constituent of ribosome; RNA binding
Source: RefSeq, a predicted model, not a curated record